AUGCGCACCUUCGCCACCGCCGGAACCGCCGCCGCGCUCGUCGCCUCGGUCUCUGCCCACGGCCACGUUGCCAGCAUCGUCGCCGGCAGCAAGACCUACACUGGCUACGACCCCAGCUUCUCCUACCAGACCCCGGCCCCCAAGGUCCCCGGCUGGAGCGCCCAGAACCUGGACAACGGCUUCGUCGAGCCCAGCUCCUUCUCCAGCCCCGACAUCAUCUGCCACAAGGAGGGCAAGCCCGGCCAGUCGUACGUCGAGGUUGCCGCGGGUGAGGAGGUCAAGCUCCAGUGGAGCACCUGGCCCGACAGCCACGUCGGCCCCAUCAUCGACUACCUUGCCAGCUGCGACGGCGACUGCACCACGGUCGACAAGACCAAGCUGCAGUUCGUCAAGAUCGACCAGGACGGCUACCACAGCGGCAGCUCUCCCGGCGAGUGGGCCACGACCGACCUGAUCUCCAACGACUUCACGUGGAGCGCCAAGAUCCCCAAGGACCUCAAGGCGGGUAACUACGUCCUGCGCCACGAGAUCAUCGCGCUCCACUCCGCCGGCCAGGAGAACGGCGCCCAGGCCUACCCCCAGUGCGUCAACCUCAAGGUCACGGGCUCGGGCUCCACGGCCAUCUCCGGCGGCGAGUCCGCCACCGAGUUCUACAAGGCCGACGACGCCGGCAUCAAGUUCAACGUCUACACCGAGGACAUCAAGUACACGAUUCCCGGCCCCGCGCUCUGGAAGUCGGCUGCUGCCAAGCUCCGCCGCCACGUCCGUGACUUCACCGGCUACUAA
Molecule: messenger RNA, 786 nt
Organism: Aplosporella prunicola CBS 121167
Lineage: Eukaryota; Fungi; Ascomycota; Dothideomycetes; Botryosphaeriales; Aplosporellaceae
Product: lytic polysaccharide monooxygenase
Exons: 1
Coding region: 1-786 (261 amino acids)
Source: RefSeq, a predicted model, not a curated record